GAAGGUCCCUGUAGUUUUCAGACCAGUACCUACUUGGUAAGAAAAAUGCAGUGCCUCAGAGAACUAAAUAUAUAACCAUUUAUAUCACUAAUUCUUUGGAGUGAUUAAAAAUAGAGCAAGAGGAGCAUCAAGCACAUACAGACUGUGUGACUGUAGAGUUUGCAUGGAGCUGGAGCAGAAUUCUGUGGAGCCCCAGGCUGGUACCUGUUCAGCACAUCAAUAUUGGUCAAGUGGCUGCUUUCAAGUUAUUGAAGCAAUUUUCAUUUAACUCUUACUUACAGUGGCCCAUUAGUGCGUUAUCCCACAGAGUAGCUGAUGCUCAUUGUUGUUAUGGCGUGAUUGGGUCUUUCAGAGGACUUAGGGUCAGUAAGAACAUGAUGUCUGCAUCUCAGUUUGGGAAAACACUGUGGUUCUAUGACAUUUUGCAUUUUCAGUUCAAAAGACGCUCUCUGGGAAGGAGAGCUACUUGCUCAUUCUUUAUUGUGAAGGAGACAAGCGAGACAAGCGAGGAACAGAUUCUGUUGAUGAUGGUUUUUUCUUUCUUUGUCUUAAAAUUUACAAUACAAGUGUAGUUUUGCAUCUUUUAAGCUGUCGGCUGUGUUAAAAGUACCAAAUUCUAGUGUCUGUGAAGAACUGUCUCAUUAUAUAAGAACUGUUUCAUUAUACAUUACUGGCUGUAAUGGAGAAAGUGAUGCUUUUUUGUUCUAUUUUUACUUCUGAAAUUUUGCACAGCUCCUGCUAAUCUGGAGAACUGGUUUUGCAUUUUACUGCUUCGCAGUGAGUUUCACAAGUUCAGUUGUUUGGGGUUUUUUCUGACCUUUCACACGUCUACUGCAAGCUUAAAAUUACUAUGCUAAGGUUUUCCAGUCCUUAAACAAAUGUAUUUGUUUGGAGGAAGAAGGAAGGAAGGAGAAUGCUUUUGAGACGCACCCAGGUUUUACAGCGCUUCUUUUUAAAAGUAGCGGUUCUUUUGACUCAGGAUCCCGUGUUGUGACCAAAAAUCCUCUGGUUACUGAUUGUCCUUGGCAAUUUGAGCUGCUGCAGUUUCCCCUUAUCUCACUGUUAAGCUUAUAUUGGGUGUUUAAACAUGUUCUGUGACAUAUGGCUCAUAUUGGGAGAUCAUUCCAUGGAUAGUUCGUGUGCGUAACAUCACUGAAUGCCACUGUCCUCUCUGAGCUCAGGGCUUGUACCACCCUGUGAUGCUGUUGCUGGGGAAUAAAAGACAGCUGGGUUCUGGUGCUCAGCCCACUGGUUAAGAACAUUGCUGAAGGGACCUGUAUGUGAUUGCGUGGUGGGGAAAGAAUUAAACAAAAGCUGACUAACUGUUCUACCCUCCUAAAUCGGAUUUAUGGGAUUUAAGCAAAUCUGCUGGAAUUCCUUGAUCUUCCUCCUGUUCCUUACAGCCUGAGUAUUACACCAGCUCUGGGUACGAUUUCUAUUAACUACCUUUCUUUUUUAGGCUUUCACUGAAGACCAAUUAUGGAGGAAGCAUUGACAUUUCAGCUGGUUUUGAGGAAUAAUAGUCCUGCCAGUUCUGGAGAAGUAGGUUGAAUUCCAGAGAGCCAAGAGCAUUUGAGAAGAUUAUGCUCCUUAUUCAGAAGGAAAUGGAAGAGGCAUCCCGCUCCCUCCGGAGCGGAGCGACUAGUGCCCUGCUCCUGAGGAAGCCCAACUGCAGAGCCCGGGGAGGAGGCAGCCGCUGAGCCCCGCAGCUGAACGAGAAUGUGAUGCUUGAAGAACCUUCUGCCCACUUUAUGCAAGAAGGAUGGAGAUCCCUAAAGUACUUGGGCUCCUGGUAGAGCUCUCGAGUCUGUUAUCCUGUCUCAGAUGCGUGGAGCCUUUCCUGGGAUCUCAGCCCAACCAAAACCAUUUGCAGAGUGCAGCGUCCAGCGUGUGCGGUGUGGGACCUCUGGGGUAUUAUAACGGCUCGCUGGCCGUCACCGAGGCCGGGGCGGCGUGUCUCAACUGGGCAGAGUUCCCUGAUUAUAUCCAGCAGUACCCAGACCGUGGCUUGGGGGACCACAACCAAUGCAGGAACCCGGAUGGGGGAACUACACCCUGGUGCUUCUACCGGCUCGCGUCGGGGGCCAUCGGCUGGGCUAACUGUGACUGUAACCAAGGUGCUGUGCGGUUGGCUGAAGACAGUAGAGUGGAGCUGUACUACAAUGGACUCUGGGGCACCAUCUGUGCUGACCACUGGACUGACUGGGAUGCCAGUGUGGUCUGCAGGCAACUAGGUCUCAGUGAGAUCGGCACAGCUGGGAAGAAGAGUCAUCCCAGACUGUGGCCUGUUCCCCUGCACCUGCAGUCAGCAAACUGCCACGGGGAUGAGAAAGCCCUGCUGCAGUGUGGCUACCGGGAAGCCGUGUCAGGAGCCUGUAGCCAGGGAAGUGCCAUGGUAACGUGUGUCCCUCCGGAAGGUGUAGGUGCCCCCCUGCGUUUAGUUGGGGGAAAGGAGAGCUUUGAAGGGCGAGUGGAGGUUUACCAUGAUGGCAAGUGGGGUACCAUCUGUGAUGACCAGUGGGACGACCGGGAUGCUGAAGUAGUUUGUAGGCAGCUGGGACUCAGUGGGAACCCGAAAGCCUUGUCAUGGGCUCACUAUGGGCAGGGAUCUGGCCCAAUCCUGCUGGAUGAAGUGGAGUGCUCAGGCAAUGAACUCUCACUCGACCAGUGCAAGAAAAGUGACUGGGGACAGCAGAACUGUGACCACAUCGAAGAUGCUGGGGUCUCCUGUGACCCUUUCACAGAGGGCACCGUCAGGCUGGCUGGUGGCCUCAGCCCCAGAGAAGGCAGGGUAGAAGUUUAUUACAACGGAGACUGGGGCACAGUAUGCGAUGAUGGCUGGACAGACCUCGGUGCCCAGGUGGUCUGCAGGCAGCUGGGCUUCAGUGGUCCUGCUACUCUGGCCUCUGAAGGAGACUAUGCUGCUGGCCAAGGCUUUAUCUUACUGGAUGAUGUGGCUUGUGUGGGGACAGAGCUGUCCCUCCUGGACUGUCCCCACAGCAACUGGGGGCAGCAUGACUGCUCACACGCUGAGGACGUGGGAGUCCGCUGUUCCCCCGAAGGCAACACGGUCAUGGAUGGCAGCCUGGGGCCUCCUGUGCGGCUGGUGGAUGGAGAAAGCACCAAGGAGGGACGGGUUGAGAUAUUCCUGAACGGGCAGUGGGGCAGUGUCUGUGAUGAGGGCUGGACAGACCGAGAUGCCACAGUAGUUUGCAGGCAGCUGGGAUUCAGAGGCACAGCAAAAGCCAGGGCAAUGGCUUAUUUUGGUGAAGGCCAUGGGCCCAUCCAUCUGGACAACGUAGAAUGCAGUGGCACGGAGCACACCCUGGGGCAGUGUGUCAGGCCUGACACCGGGAUUCACAGCUGCUGGCACAGCGAGGAUGCUGGUGUGAUCUGUGACUACGUGGAAGAGAAAGUCCAAGACAUCAAAGCAGGUCCAGCAUCUGGUGUGUGUGGGAUGCGCCUGCUUCACCGUCGCAAGAAAAGGAUCAUAGGUGGAAACAAGUCUCUCAGAGGAGGUUGGCCGUGGCAAGCCUCACUAAGAUUGAAGGGUUUUCGUCGAGAUACUCGUCUGCUGUGUGGGGCAACGCUGAUCAGCAGCUGCUGGGUAGUGACUGCAGCCCACUGCUUCAAAAGGUUUGGUGUUGAUGUGCGGCGCUACCUGCUGCGGGUGGGCGAUUACCACACGGGCGUGAAGGACGAGUUUGAGAGGGAGCUGCCUGUGGAGCGGAUCGUCCUCCACAGAAACUACUGGGCUGGCAGCAACGAUAAUGACAUUGCUCUUGUCCGGAUGCGGGGCAGAGAUGGGCACUGUCUCUCCUUCAAUCACCAUGUUCUGCCCGUCUGCCUGCCCGACAGGAAAGAGAAGUCCGACAUCAACAGGGAGGCUUGCAUCAUCUCUGGCUGGGGAGACACAGGGAAGUCCUAUUCGAGAACCCUGCUGCAGGGGGUGGUGCCUCUUCUCCCACGGGAAGACUGUGAGGCCCGUUAUGGGCAGAAGUUCACCAACCGCAUGAUUUGUGCCGGGAAUCUCUCCGAAGAGAAACGGGUGGACAGCUGCCAAGGUGACAGCGGAGGGCCACUCAUGUGCCAGAGGUCAAACGGGCGCUGGAUCAUUUUGGGGAUCACUUCCUGGGGUUACGGCUGCGGUCGGAAGGAUUCCCCUGGUGUGUACACAAAGGUCAGCAAAUACGUACCCUGGAUCAAGAAAGUGACCAAGCUAAAAUGAAAAUGUCUGAGCUCUAGGAACUUCAACGUGUCGUCCUUUUGCUCCACAGCAGCAGAAAAGGCUGUGGUUUCUGGCCUGUGACUGACUGACAGAGAUUUAUUUUGUCAUUGGAUGCUGGGAAAAGACUUUAACAUAGAACUGGGAGAAAAGCAGUUAAUGGCUGAUUCUUUAAAGUCUUUGGUUUCACUUUAGUCCAUAAUCUCUGAGCAGAGAAAGCAGGUGCACACUGAUAAGAAUGAUAAGUCUAUGUUGGUCUGACUGUCUGAGUCCUAUAAUGUAAUCACACUUGUUCCUUCACCCUGCCACAUGGAAAUGGUAGAAGUGGAGAGAUACCUGCCUCUGUGAAUCUGCUCCCGUUUCUGUAUGUUUGUGUACUUGAAACAUGCUGCAAGGAGAGGUGAGAUGCUCAGAAGAUGGCACCAGGCUCUGGCAUAGUGGAAAUCUUCAGAUAUUUUUUCAUAGCAGCUCUCUUCAAUUCCAGGAAUCAGAAGAUUUGGCCUCAAGUGAGGAACAGGCCAACAGUUGGGGUUUUUUUUCCUUCCCUGUUAUGUCUUUAGGGGGAACGUUCUCUCUUCUGAACAGCAGGUCUGCUCCCAUAUCAUCCUUUUAAACUGUCUGUCCCUGUGAAGAGAUGCUUGUUCCUCCUGCUGUAAUCCCGUAUCACACAUUUCCAGUUGCCAGAUGCUAUGGUUUUAUUGCUGCUUUCUCAAUAUACUGGUUCUUUUGAGUUGUUUUUGGUUUGGUUGGGGUUUUUUUUCUUCCUUAAAGCAGCAUCUCCUAGAAUUAGUUGUUGGUGUGAGAGUAAAUCUUCAUUUUUAAGAGACAAUAGCUUUCCUGCCCUUGUGAUUACUACGAAGAACUUAAAAAUGUGACCUCAAAAGGCUAAAUAGACACGUUAUUUUUCUUUAAAUCCGAAUGUACUGUUAAUCUCAAACAUUCAGGUGUUGAGUCAUGAUUUAACAGCAUCGUGGGGACUUUCUCUUGGUACCUCAUUCACCGUAGUUAUUAGCUGCCCUUUAUUUGUGAUGUUAGUCUUUAAUAUCUCUGUGUUCACAGUUCUCCCAUGAAACAUGGAAAAACUCCUGGGAUAUAGAUACACAAUAAACACAGGGAGUGAGUAAUCUCCUCAGACCCGUUCAGAGCACCACUGUUGCUCUUUACUGUUUAAAGUGGGGCUGUGGCCCAAACCAAACUCGAGUGCUUUGCUCUCAAGCUUGCUUGAACUGCCUGGUUGUCAGUCAGCCACUCUGGGACUGUAUUUUGUAUUUAAUGUUGGCCAGCAGCAGGUGUUUCAAAGGAUAGUACACGCGAGUUUGUGCUGAACAAGUUUUAACAGCCUUUCCUUUUGGGGAAUUUUGUUCUUGGCCCAUUUAAAUUAAUUACUUGCAUUCCUAUUAUUAUCAUUAAAAAUAGAAGAACAAGUACUCAGUCCUCUAGGUGUUGUACAAACACUAUGCACUAUCCUUUUGUGAUUUGUUUUUUUUUCCUACGGAGUGAGAGUUUAUAUCCCUAACUUUUAAAAAGCUAUUUAAUGUAACCAGCCUUCAUCUUUCAUAUAAAUGUUUAAUCCCUAAUUUAAUCCAACUAAACUCUCAGCCUCAAUAUUUUCUGGCAAUGAGAACCAGUAUAAUUUUAUUCUCCAUAGCACAUAAUUUCUUUUUAUGGUUCCUGAAUUAAUUGCCUUUUGUCUUCAUUGAAUCCCAUCUGUCCUUGUGUUCUCAGCGAUGGCAGUAUAGUCUCUGUCACCCGUUACUCUAGAGAUAGUCCCUUUUCUGAAAUUGUGGUUUCUCUGUCUCUCUUCAACCGAAAUGGCCUGACUAUCUGAUGACAUGCUGACUCCCUCUCCAUGUCUUCUCUUUCUGCUGGAUCUUUAAGCUUUGGUACCCAGAACUGAAUGCAGUUUGCCAGGGAAGGCUGUGCCAUCUGCUGAUUAUUUUCAGUAUGAUUUUCUAUCGUAGGCAACGCUGGAAGCGUUUUUCAGCGCUGUGUAUUAUGUGUGUGUGCAGGAGCUGGCUUUAAACUUGCAGUAUGGCAUGUGCUGGUGAUGUGGGAAAGGGAAUGUCACUGUCACUGGCUGGGAGCACGGGCAGGAGCAGAACCUUGGCUGUGGUAAGGGUUUAGGGAGCAGCUAUUAGUGCUCCAGGUAUCCCUCUCUGAGGGAAUGCCCCAAUGCUCUACAAAGGCUGACCCAGUGCCAGUGUCUCCCUGUCCUGCAGUGCCCUUAUCAGCCCUGUCUUCACACCAGCCCAGGCUUUGGCCAGUUGAAGCUGGAUUAAAGAUUUCUCCCUUUCCUGUCGCUGAACGCUGUUCUGAUGAUUUCCAUGAAUUAUGUUCUGUGCUGUAAUUAAUCAGGCAGCUGUUUAUUAACCUGGACAGGAUGUUGUUGAUUGUCCUUGUAACCCUUUUACCCUUGUAGCAGAGAAUAGAAACCAGAGAUCAGUUUCUGAGAGGUAUUAGCAGAGGUGUUGGUGAGGAACUAGGAACAUGGAUAUUUGCUAUCUCGGGGGUAAGAGAGUUGUGCCUGCCUUUUUCCUGUCUUCCUUCCUUUCUGAACCCAAUAUCCUUAAGUCUAUUAACCAAAAAAAAAAAAAAUAUCUGUGGUGAAACCACUUGAAGACAGAUUUUUAUGUGUAUAUUCAGCAAUCAAGUGAAAGCCUUGGAGAGUUGAACUGCGCUGUGGUAUUUAACACCAUCUUGUCAGACUCCCUGGGAAUCUCCUGCAGCUGGAGGGAACAGAACAGCCCUUGCAGGUAACCAGCUUGGGACCACUCCUUGUGGAACAAGGCACUGUGACCCAGACCAAUGCACAUCUCGUGGGCUUAUAUUUUUAUGUGUUAAGAAAAAUAUUUAAUUCCUCAUCUUAAGGAGAAACAUUCUUUUGUGUAGUAUCCCAGUCCUGUGAAAAUCCCUUUCUACAAACCAGAGGCCGAGCACCUCCAAAAUCAGUCAAGUGCCAAAACUGUCGUGUCCCCUGGAUCAACACCAAUGGCUCACAAGGUAUGCUAAUAAAUGGAUUAUACUGUGA
Calidris pugnax (ruff) is the source of this 7253-nucleotide messenger RNA. Its product is annotated as neurotrypsin-like. NCBI's taxonomy places the organism in Eukaryota, Metazoa, Chordata, Aves, Charadriiformes, Scolopacidae. The transcript has 16 exons. The record is from RefSeq and is a predicted model, not a curated record. The coding region runs from base 1763 to 4228 and encodes 821 amino acids. Gene Ontology annotation, cellular component: membrane. Gene Ontology annotation, biological process: proteolysis. Gene Ontology annotation, molecular function: serine-type endopeptidase activity.